Molecule: messenger RNA, 1125 nt
Organism: Aspergillus luchuensis
Lineage: Eukaryota; Fungi; Ascomycota; Eurotiomycetes; Eurotiales; Aspergillaceae
Gene: argB
Product: ornithine carbamoyltransferase
Exons: 1
Coding region: 1-1125 (374 amino acids)
Biological process (GO): L-citrulline biosynthetic process
Cellular component (GO): mitochondrion
Molecular function (GO): amino acid binding; ornithine carbamoyltransferase activity
Source: RefSeq, a predicted model, not a curated record
AUGCCCUCCCCCCUCCGCACAGCGGCCACAGCCGCCCGCUACGGGCCCUCCACAACCCGGCACGCCCUGCGCCGGCUCUACUCCUCGAGCAGCCACUCCGCCGCAACGCCGGCAACCUCGCCCUUCGCACCGCGCCAUCUGCUCUCAAUCGCCGACCUAACCCCGACCGAAUUCGCAACCCUCGUCCGCAAUGCCUCCUCCCACAAGCGGGCCAUCAAAUCCGGCUCCAUCCCCCAAUCCCUCCACGGCGCCCUCUCCGGCAAGACCGUGGCCAUGAUGUUCAGCAAGCGCAGCACCCGCACGCGCAUUUCCACCGAAGGCGCCGUCGUCCAAAUGGGCGGUCACCCCAUGUUCCUCGGCAAGGACGACAUCCAACUCGGAGUGAACGAGUCCCUCUACGACACUGCCGUGGUCGUCUCCUCCAUGGUGGAAUGUAUCGUUGCCCGCGUGGGCAAGCACGCUGACGUCGCGGACCUCGCUAAGCACUCCACCAAGCCCGUCAUCAAUGCCCUCUGUGACUCGUAUCAUCCGUUGCAAGCCAUUGCGGAUUUCCAGACAAUUAGUGAGCAUUUUGGCGGUUCUGGGAAGCACAAGGGUGGGAAGUUAGAGGGGUUGGGAUUGGAUGGGUUGAAGAUUGCUUGGGUGGGCGAUGCCAAUAAUGUGCUGUUCGAUAUGGCUAUUAGUGCCAGGAAAAUGGGCGUCGAUGUUAAUGUUGCUACACCCAAGGGUUAUGAGAUCCCUACGGAGAUGUUGGAGAUUAUUGAGAAGGCCGGCGAGGGCGUUAAGUCCCCCGGCAAGUUGGUGCAGACGAAUGUUCCCGAGGAGGCGGUUAAGGGGGCUGAUGUGUUGGUUACUGAUACUUGGGUGUCGAUGGGUCAGGAGGAGGAGGCUGCUAAGAGGUUGAGGGAUUUCGCUGGAUUUCAGAUUACGAGUGAGUUGGCCAAGAGGGGUGGGGCCAAUGAGGGCUGGAGGUUCAUGCAUUGUCUUCCUAGGCAUCCUGAGGAGGUGGCUGAUGAGGUGUUUUAUGGCAAUCGGUCGUUGGUUUUCCCUGAGGCGGAGAAUAGGUUGUGGGCUGCUAUUUCGGCGUUGGAGGGAUUUGUGGUUAAUAAGGGGAAGAUUGAGUGA